AUGACUGAACAAUCAAACUCUGCUAACAGUGACAUUGAGCGUAUAUUAUCAAGCCAAGUCUGGAAAAAGCGUUCCCUUACAACAAGAAAUAGCCCUUCUCCACUUCGAGAAAAGUUGAAAAUUGACUGUUCGAAGGUAUCUGUACUCAGCAAGGCCAAAUCUAGUCCACGGCUACCUCCAAUAAAAGAAGAUUUCUUAACAAAGCUAAAAUCUGCUACAUUACCUCCACUUUCUCCCACAGCCCUUUCGAGUACUGACCAUAGUAAACGAUUAUCACGAUUAGCGAUUCCUUAUAAAACUCUUGCCAGCUCACUUAAAAGCCAAGUUAAGACUGUAAAAUCGAAUUACGAGCUAAUAAAAGUACCCAAAUUCCCCAAAUCUCCGUUCGGGAGCCACAAGAACAUAAUUAUCCCUGAAUUUGAAGAUUUAACAAUUGAUUACACAACUGUGCAUGACGCUGAGUUGAGAGCUAACCAGAUAAAGUGCUUAUCUGGGAGGAUGAAAUCUGAAGGAUUAUUCGCUACUCUUAUGGCGAAAUCAGUAUAUCAAAAAUAA
Molecule: messenger RNA, 555 nt
Organism: Blepharisma stoltei
Lineage: Eukaryota; Ciliophora; Heterotrichea; Heterotrichida; Blepharismidae
Source: the annotation of a GenBank genome assembly